Coffea eugenioides is the source of this 1203-nucleotide messenger RNA. RefSeq lists its product as uncharacterized. Gene Ontology annotation, molecular function: protein binding. NCBI's taxonomy places the organism in Eukaryota, Viridiplantae, Streptophyta, Magnoliopsida, Gentianales, Rubiaceae. The record is from RefSeq and is a predicted model, not a curated record. The transcript has 3 exons. The coding region runs from base 56 to 1039 and encodes 327 amino acids.
AUCAUCGACAAUCAGAAUAUUCAUAGCCAAAGGCCAAGAAACUAUAAUAAAUAAAAUGCUACUCCGAAGCUCUUCAACGCCACUGCUAAACUCAAGGCUUUCACACCACUACUGCAAGGACGUCUUCUCAUCAGCAUCGUCGUCGCCGGAGCCAGAAUCCAUACUGCACAUCAUCAGAUCAUCAUCAUCAUCAUCACUAUCAUCUGAUCAUGGUUCCAUCAAGAAAAUGUCAAGAACCCUUUCUGAAAACGAUCUCAAAGAUGUCAAAAAUCCGCCGUCGAGUACUGCUAAUAAGUCAAAGUGCAUGCGCAUGCAUGGCUUACUUUGGGGUGUUGCAGUUGACGAAGAGAAAGAUGAUGAGCUAUUGGUGAGCGAUGAAGUGGGACGACUCACGGAUCAGAGGUUGUUGUUGUCGAACUCAGGGUUGGAUUUAGAAGAGGGGUGUGAAGCUGGGAGGCUGGCGGAAGCUCUGGCGGUUGGGGGUGGCAGUGGAAGUGGUGGAGGAAGGAUUUGUCAGGGUGGCGAAGGAGGGUCUUGGGGUGGCGAUGGAAACGACAGCGGUGGUGGUUCGGAUUAUUGGGAUUCGGAUCAUAGACAUGAUAACACCGACGUCUAUUACCAAAAGAUGAUUGAAGCCAACCCGAGAAAUUCUCUGCUUCUUAGCAAUUAUGCAAGAUACUUGAAAGAGGUUCGUGGAGACUAUGUGAAAGCAGAAGAGUAUUGUGGAAGAGCGAUACUGGCCAGCCCCGGCGAUGGAACUGUUCUGUCAUUAUACGCCGACUUGAUAUGGCAGACGCAUAAAGAUGCAUCCCGUGCUGAGACUUACUUUGAUCGGGCACUUCAAGCUGCCCCUCAAGAUUGUUAUAUUAUGGCUUCAUAUGCUCACUUUCUGUGGGAUGCUGAGGGCGACGAUGAAGAUGAAGAAGAGUUGAAGGACAGAAAUGAUGCUAACAAGGGGUCACAACCAAGAAAUAUCUCCUUGGGGAUCAACGGUGGUGCUCCGCCAUCAGUACCUCCUCCUAUAGCAGCCGCUUCUUAAUAAUUUGUAGGCUAUACUGCUAGUAGUAUUUGCCUGAUCUGAUCCUCCUCCUCUGCUUGGUGCCCUCUUAGUUUCCCCGUUCUGUUCCAUUCAACUAGUCACAGCUGCUAAUUUUUGUAUAACCUAGAGAUUUUGUACUGUACCCGACUCUGGAGCUAAUUAGU